Messenger RNA from Rotaria sordida, 600 nucleotides. NCBI's taxonomy places the organism in Eukaryota, Metazoa, Rotifera, Eurotatoria, Philodinida, Philodinidae. The record is from the annotation of a GenBank genome assembly.
AUGGACAUCGAACAAGCACAUAUAAAAUAUUCAUUAAAACGACGUCGUCUUCUAUUUAGUAAAGCAAAAUUGAAAGCUGUUUCACGUACAAGUGCACUUCUAUCCGGAUUUGCUAUGGUUGCAAUGGUUGAAAUUUCAUUAGAUGAUCAUAAAAAUUCUAAAAGUUCAGCACCUUUAUUAGUUGUCUAUUCCAUUAUAACAUGUCUUCUUGUUGGUGUACAUCUAUUAGCAUUAAUGAUUAGUACAUGUAUAUUACCACAAUUAGAAGCUGAUAGUUUACUUGGUUCUGAUGAAUAUGCAUCCCAUACAACAAUGCACAUUUAUAUUGAAUUAGCUUGGAUAUUAAGUACUGGGUUUGGUAUAUUUUUAUUUCUAAUUGAAAUAGCAAUUGUAUGUUGGGUGAAAUUUUUCUUUGUAACACGUCCAGCUGCAAUAGCAACAACAAUUGUUCUUGUACCAGUUGUAAUAUUAUUUUGUAUAUUUUCAUUACAUUUUUAUCGACGUCUUGUUUCAUUUAAAUUAAGUCGCCAUCAAGAUGAAUUAGAUGAAAUUGAAAAUACAUUAACAACUGGAAAACUUGCUCAAGCUAAUAUUGUUUAA